CAUUGGUUCUCUAACCGCUGCUGAGUUGCUGCCGGGUUGAAUACAGUUGAAAUCCACACUUCUCGUCCGAUCAGUCCGUUCAGUAACCGAACUUGGUUCGCAACGUUCGCGUUCUGUCCUAUACGGUAUUCAUUUGCCAAAAGUUUCAUCAGCUGUAAGAAACCUGUUCGAAGAUAACACCGGUUGCAAGAUGCCUGAGAUCACGUUAGUUUCUCAAAAUAAGAGUUUUGGCGGAUGGCAAAAGGUCUUCACCCAUGACAGCGUGGAGUUAAAAUGUAAAAUGAGAUUUGGCGUCUAUCUACCACCACAGACGGAACAAGGCCCAGUUCCAGUUAUCUAUUGGCUGUCUGGUUUAGAGUGUACUGAAGCAAAUUUCAUUCAAAAAGGAGCAGCACAAAAAUAUGCGGCUCAGCAUGGUGUCAUAAUUGUUGCACCUGACACUAGUCCCCGAGGACUUAACAUCCCAGGAGAAGAUGAUGACUGGGACUUUGGAACAGGUGCCGGAUUCUAUGUUGAUGCGACAAGCGAUCCAUGGAAAACUAACUACAGAAUGUAUUCCUACGUCACAAAAGAACUGCCGGCAUUGAUAAAUGAAAAGUUUCCAGCCAUCCCUGAUCGAAAGUCUAUAACAGGUCAUAGUAUGGGUGGACAUGGAGCUUUUAUUGCUGUUCUGAAAAACCCAGGUCUGUAUAGAUCAGUCUCUGCAAUGUCACCCAUUUGCAAUCCUAUAAAUUGCCCGUGGGGGAAAAAAGCUUUUAGUGGAUAUUUAGGUGGCGCGGAAGGAGAUAGUAAAUGGAAAGAUUGGGAUUCUACUGAACUCAUUAAGAAAUAUAAAGGACCUCGACUGGAUAUCCUAAUUGACCAGGGUACAAACGAUAAUUUCUUGACAAAAUCGCAAUUACUACCUGAAAACUUGGUGGCUGCAGCUAAGGAAACUGGAGUGUCUGUCAAUCUGAGGCUACAAGAAGGUUACGACCACAGUUACUACUUCAUAUCAACAUUUAUUGAAGAUCACAUCAAACAUCACGCCAAGUACUUGAAAGCUUGAUUGAGUUAACUUGGGUGGAACUCAAGAUAAAAAAAAAUUUUAUACAAAUAAAAAUCGGGUAC
Messenger RNA from Diprion similis, 1110 nucleotides. RefSeq names its product S-formylglutathione hydrolase. The transcript has 5 exons. Gene Ontology annotation, biological process: formaldehyde catabolic process. Lineage: Eukaryota; Metazoa; Arthropoda; Insecta; Hymenoptera; Diprionidae. Gene Ontology annotation, molecular function: S-formylglutathione hydrolase activity. Gene Ontology annotation, cellular component: cytosol. Bases 191 to 1048 code for a protein of 285 amino acids. The record is from RefSeq and is a predicted model, not a curated record.